GACCGCGGCCAUGGAGGGAGGGAAAAAGCGCCAGGAUAAAGACACAUCAAAAGGAAAAAAGACAUAUCAGGAUGCUUCAGGCACGGCUCCAGCAGAAGAAAAGGCAAAGCCAAAAGGCCGUAACACGUACAGACUGGAGCCACGUACUAAAGUUCAGGACAGUUUAAUAAGAGACAAAGCUCAAGCAAUACUAACGAAUAAACUACAAGAAGCCACAUAUGAUGGAGCUUCUGGUCCCUUCUUGUGUGCUUCAGUCUCAGAAGAUAUAUUAAAGGCUGUGAAGGAAUUGGACUAUGACCGUUAUAAGUAUGUGGUAUCAGUGCUAAUUGUGGAAAAGGCAAACCAGGCAAUGAUUGUUGCCAGCAGAUGCCUCUGGGAUGAUCAAAGAGACACUUGGGUUUCAGCUAAAUGUGAAACCGAUACAUUUAUUGCACUGGCUUUGGUAAUGGCUUGUUAUUACGACUAAAACUCUGAAAGUCACAGCUGCACUCCUGCAUCACAAUACGUGGUAUAUUUGAAAAUUUUCAAAGCAUCAUUAUUUUAGUAUUUGUUUUUGUCCAGUUGCUGUUGGCACAUUCAAACAGACGUACACUUGAGAUAA
This is a messenger RNA of Cyanistes caeruleus (blue tit), 601 nucleotides long. It is a transcript of the gene DYNLT2, whose product is annotated as dynein light chain Tctex-type 2. The record is from RefSeq and is a predicted model, not a curated record. Gene Ontology annotation, molecular function: dynein intermediate chain binding. Gene Ontology annotation, biological process: microtubule-based movement. Gene Ontology annotation, cellular component: cytoplasm; cytoplasmic dynein complex. NCBI's taxonomy places the organism in Eukaryota, Metazoa, Chordata, Aves, Passeriformes, Paridae.